AUGGCGAACCUCAGUGGCCUAUCCAAUAGAUCAAGGACAACGCUUGCUUCCCUCCGAAGAUUCGGGUUCCAGACUACCCAGCAAGCCAAGCCUACCGAGUCCAGCAAGACGCCCAUUGACGCAUCUGUGGCAGAAAACUGGUCUAUUCGACCGGAGCUGCUUUCGCUUUUCCAAGAAACGCUUCAAACCGAGCUGGGAGCUCAGGUAAGAAUAAGGCCGCGUCCCCGUAUCCUGGCCCUUUCACAUGGGAGAAAUACCAACACGGUCUCUGCAGAUGGCUUUGACUUCCAUUUCGGUGUCCGCGCACAGGUCAACCCCGUUGCCGCACCCAUUCGCGAUCUCCACGAUGCCUUCAAUCCAGAUGGACUGCUAGAAUCGCUAACGGCGGCGUUUGAUACCUCGCCAUAUCCGAUUCGCGCCGUUGUACUCACAUACCCUGGAAACCCACUCGGCCAAUGCUGCUCAGCAGAGGCUCUCCGCCGCUGCGCUAAAUUUUGCCACGAUCGUGAGCUUCAUCUGAUCUGCGACGAAGUCUACGCGCUGUCGUACUUCGGGGCAGCCGACUCCGAAGCAACUCCGUUCCAGUCUAUCGUCAGUUUUGAUCUCAAUGCUAUGGGGUGCGAUCUUUCGCGGGUCCAUGUCGUUUGGAGCAUGAGUAAGGACUUCGGAUGUAGCGGGCUACGAUUGGGUUGUGUUAUAUCCCAGGCAAACCCAGAACUCAUCCUUGGCCUGCGGGUGCCCACAAGCACGGAGGUGUCUUCGCUGUCCACGCUUUGUUCGACGGCACUCCUUACGUCUGCGACCUUACCAGACAUCAUUGAAUUAAACGUGAAAAGACUGUUAUUAUCCUACAAAGCGGUAAUCGCGACCCUUGAAUGCCACGGAGUGGAGUAUAUACCAGCUACAGCGGGACUAUGUGUUUUUGCUCGAUUAGCGCCAGAAGCAAAGACCCCAGAUGACGAAAUCGGUUUUCAACAUCGCCUGCGAGACAGCGGGCUGCUUAGAGCUUCAUCAAUAUCAUACAACUCCAUGGUUAAGGGCUCCUCGGACAAAAUACGACCGAACAACGUGAGACAGAAAAAAAUGGAACCCACCCUCAAGAUCCUCGGAGCAUCGCUCCAGGAGGCUCUCUCGCAGCUCACCGGACCACUGAACAAGGAGCGGCUCGCGGCGCUCCACGACCACAGCGAAGGAAGACUUGUGGAUGCAAACCUGGGUGAGGCGGCAGCUUAUACGAUUGAUUUACUGCAUCAAGUGGAGCAGUUGCUUGAGCCGUCGUCUUUGGUACUGGCUGACCAUUUUCUCGGAUAUCUCAACACCAAAUGCCUCUGCGCCGCUGUCGAGUUCCACAUCCCCGACCUUCUGGUUGAGGGCCCGAAAUCUGUGUCGCAGCUGGCUCAAUUAUCAGGCGCCAGAGCCGACAGACUCGGACAAGUUCUACGACUUCUUCGGAACAAUGGGAUCUUUCAGUACGACACAGAGAAUGCCACGUACAGCAACAAUCCGACAUCGAGCAUGCUGCGCAGCGACCACUGGACGCAAUGGCACAAUUGGGUCGACCUGUAUGGGAACGAGUUCUACGACAUGGCACGGGGAAUUCCAGCAUCUCUAAAACAGGGCACAACUCGAACACCAGCGCAGAUUAAUUUCAAUACGGACCAAUGUAUGUUUGAUUACUUUACGGCCCAGGGAUGGCUGCCUCGGUUGCACCGGACUUUGGGCGGCGGUGCCACUGCGCAGGCACCCGGCAUUCUGGCCGACUAUCCCUGGGAGGACUUUGGAGACGGGCCCUUUCUGGAUAUCGGGGGCGGCGAAGGUGCCCUGAUUGCGCUGAUCCUCCGGAGACAUACUCGCACCAAGGCAGCGUUGCUGGACACGCCCCGGGUCAUCGAGCAUGCGCGGACACUCUUCCUGUCGCCGGAUGGGAAGCUCUCGCGCUACGGAGACCUGACUAUGAUGGUGAGUGCGGACGGGCAGGAACGGACUGAGGCCGAGUGGCGUACUCUUGCCGGACGGACCGGUUGGGAGAUCCGGACGAUUCGGAAGCUGCGAGGGGCCUGGCCGUCCGAUGAAACGUCGUACAUCAACUACAUCAAGCCCCUCAUACUCGCACACGAACUGGAGAUCCCUCAUGUACUCUCCGUAAUCGACACGAAGGACGAAUGGUUCUACCGCAUCCACCCCGAGCGCAUGGUCCCAUCGCUCAAGGAUCAGGAUCCCGAGACAAAAGCAGAGGUGAUUGUGUUUGAGAGCACCGCCUGUCUCCAGUACCUUGCGGACCGGUUCGAUGACGGGACAUGGACCGGACGGAAUGCAGCGGAGCGAGGAUCAGUCCUCUCGUGGACAGCAUAUCAGACCGCCGCACUAGGACUACACGAAAACUGUCUCCGGCAAUGGGAUAUCCUGGAAAAGCGGCUUGCUAGGGAUGGACAGGAAUACAUUGCCCUGAAGGACCGCCCGACCAUAGCGGAUCUGUCGUAUUUCCCCUUCUCAAUGCCGUGGAUGUUCCAGUUCCUCGGUGUCGAUAUUAAAGAUUGGCCUAGCAUCGAGCGAUGGAGCCAGCGCAUGCUAGCACGGCCAGCCGUCCAGGCCGUUAUGGAGAUGGGGCCGCAGAUCGGACACUAA
Aspergillus terreus NIH2624 is the source of this 2625-nucleotide messenger RNA. RefSeq lists its product as uncharacterized. NCBI's taxonomy places the organism in Eukaryota, Fungi, Ascomycota, Eurotiomycetes, Eurotiales, Aspergillaceae. The record is from RefSeq and is a predicted model, not a curated record. The transcript has 9 exons. Gene Ontology annotation, molecular function: pyridoxal phosphate binding; O-methyltransferase activity. Bases 1 to 2625 code for a protein of 874 amino acids. Gene Ontology annotation, biological process: biosynthetic process.